This is a messenger RNA of Contarinia nasturtii (swede midge), 1055 nucleotides long. RefSeq names its product protein lifeguard 1-like. The coding region runs from base 157 to 1050 and encodes 297 amino acids. Gene Ontology annotation, cellular component: membrane. NCBI's taxonomy places the organism in Eukaryota, Metazoa, Arthropoda, Insecta, Diptera, Cecidomyiidae. The record is from RefSeq and is a predicted model, not a curated record. The transcript is spliced from 5 exons.
UCUAUCCUACCGGCCACUAUAGAUAAAUCUUUAGCGAAACUAUUUGAGUAUUCUCCACUUUUACAGUAUCAUAAAUGUGAUAGGCUCGACACAAUAAACUGAAUCAAUUUCGUUUCGUACGUUGUUUUAGUUCAAAAAAACUUAAUUCAAAAAGAUAUGGAAUCUCAAGACUAUAAUCCAUCAGCGGAAAAUGCACAAACAAUGGAUCAUCCUGGAUUGGUAAAUGGUUCAUCAUUGGCGGCUUCAAAUUAUCAACAAAAUAAGUCAGCACAAAUGGAACAACCAACAUUUGAGUCGUCCAAUUGUCAAUCAUCGUUGUCUCCAACGAAUCAAAAUGCACAAAAUUCACAAGUCGAUCCAGAAGGUGUGAAAGGUUUCGAUUUCAACGAUGAUACAAUUCGACGGAAAUUCGUGCGAAAAGUGUUCACUCUAUUAUCGAUACAAUUGGUGUUCACGUUUAGUUUGGUAUUACUUCCGUGUCUUAGCGAUGGAGUGAAAAGUUUUAUGAAAUCAAAUGGAUGGAUUUGCUGGGUUUCGCUUAUUGUACUGUUCGGCACAUUGAUAGCUAUUGCUUACAAUGAGCGGUUUCGACGCACUCAUCCCACUAAUUUGAUUUGCUUGGUCAUAAUUACAGUAGCUCUAGCAACUUUCCUCAGUUAUUUAACUGCAGCCAGCGAGUCAGACAUACUAUUGACUGCGAUUGGUUUGACGGCAAUUACAGUCUUGGGAUUGUAUAUCUUUGCCAAACAGACCAAAUGGGAUUUCACACAAUACAAUUUGUAUGGUGCAUUAUUGGUGUUCAUCAUUGGUUUGUUCUUAGGGAUUAUAAUCCGUAAGGAUAUUUUCCAUAUAUUUCUGUGCUGUGUAGGGGCCACACUCUUUUCUGUUUAUUUGAUUCGUGACAUACAAUUGAUUACGAGCGGAGAACACAAAUAUAAAUUGAGUCCAGAUGAGCAUAUUCUAGCAACUCUAAUCUUAUAUAUUGAUAUAGUUCACGUAUUUCAUAAUAUACUACGCCUUCUCAAGAUACUUAAGAAGUUUAAAUCUUAAAAAUG